Molecule: messenger RNA, 1954 nt
Organism: Labrus bergylta (ballan wrasse)
Lineage: Eukaryota; Metazoa; Chordata; Actinopteri; Labriformes; Labridae
Gene: ints14
Product: integrator complex subunit 14
Biological process (GO): snRNA 3'-end processing
Cellular component (GO): integrator complex
Source: RefSeq, a predicted model, not a curated record
UUUUCAACCGGACACCAUUCCCGUGGUGCACAUGACAAUACAAACUGUGGAUGGCCAGUGAAACCCUGAAAGUGGGAGAGCACCGGAGGAUCAUUUAGGAUCUACUGAAUUUGUGAAACACAAAGCAGUGAGCCAUGCCUACCGUGGUGUUGAUGGACGUGUCUCUGUCCAUGACACGGCCGGUGUCUGUGGAUGGCAGCGAGGAGUUUCAGAGGAAGAACCUGGCUGUCCACGGGUUAAACAUGUUGUUUGAACACAUGGCGUCAAACUACCGCCUGGAGUUCACUUCACUGAUGGCCUUCUCUUCUCUCUGGGAGCUCUUGGUGCCUUUCACCAGAGAUUACAAUGCACUACAGGAGGCUCUAAGCAACCUGGAAGACUAUGACAAGACCUGUGUGGAAUCAGCUAUGCAGGGAGUUAGUAACGUGGUACAGCAGGAGUGGGGCAGUGCCUGUCCCUGUCAGGUGGUGCUGGUCACUGAUGGCUCUCUGGGUAUUGGAAAGGGUUCCCUUCGUUACUCCCUCCAAACACUGAAGCUGCGUGGAGACGACAAGAAGUUCCCACUGCCUUUCCCUUUUCCUACCAAGCUUUUCAUCAUGUGUGUAGCCAAUGCAGAGGAGUUACAGAUGACUGAUGCCAUGGACAACUUGGAGGAGCUACUUCAGCUCAGUGGAGGGGAUGGACAGAUCUUCACUAUGGACGGACCACUUUGCAUGAAGAGUGUACAGGCCAUGUUUGGGAGGCUGAUAGAUCAUGCAUACUCCCCCUUCCAUGCUGUCUUGCACUGUGGGAACUUAUCCUCAGAUGUUCAGGUUUUCCCUCGACCUGAGCCUAUUGUAAUGGAUGAGGAGGUUGAUCCCAUGCCCAGAGCUGUCAAUUCAGAUUUGGAAAUUUUUGGCUUCAUUGAAAUUGCUGACAUUUCCAGCCCCCCUGUUAUAUCCAGACACCUGGUGUUGCCUAUUGCUGUGAACAAAGCUUCAGAGGUGGAUGAUGUUGGUACCGGAGCCACAGAUGAGCUUGAGGAGGAACCCUCUGCCAGUCAGAUGGCAGGCAAAAGUCCAAACUUUUGUGUUCUGUUACAUGGCAGUCUUAAAGUUGAGGGCAUGGUGGCGCUGGUCCAGCUGGGGCCAGAGUGGUAUGGCAUGCUGUACUCCCAAGCAGACAGCAAGAAGAAGUCCAAUCUGAUGAUGUCCCUAUUCGAGCCCGGUCCAGAUCCUCUGCCUUCUGGCAAGAUCUCACAUUUAGGACCAAUAUCAGAGGCUGCUGAAAACCCCUACGGUGAGGAUGAUAGUAAGAGUCCUUUCCCCGUGCAGCCCUCGGCCAAACGAAGCUAUGCACAGAAUGUCACUGUGUGGAUUAAAGCCAGCGGACUGCAGACUGAUGUGCAGAAGAUCCUGAGGAAUGCAAGGAAAUUGCCGGACAAAACUCAAACCUUCUAUAAAGAGCUGAACCGUCUACGGAAAGCUGCCCUGGCUUUCGGUUUCUGGGAGCUCCUUAAGGGAGUUGCUGAACUGCUGGAGAGAGAGUGCACCCUGCUGCCGGACUCUGCCCAUCCCGACGCCGCUUUUCAGCUCUCGCACGCAGCACAGCAGCUCAAACUGGCCAGCACUGGUGACUCCCAGUAUGCCGCGUUUGACCACAACAUUGUUGCCAUGCACACUGACUUUUCAACCUGAGCGACGUUGGAACUGGUGAAAAUAUGGCAGCCUCAGCCUGUGUGGACCAAUGUGGAAAUUUCACAAGCGUGUAUUGCAUUUAGUUCAUAGAAGUCGUUAUUUGGCGGCUUUGAGGACCUGUUCGUGGAAUCUUGAAUGAGUCAUACAUUCAUAACAGCUCAAAAAUGACAAGUAACACAUCAUGUGUUUGUAAAUGUUCAGGUGUACAGAUUUUAUACAUGUUUCUUUGUAAGUUCUUUUCACAAAUAACCACAUUAAAAAUACUUCAGUGUCACAUA